Messenger RNA from Staurois parvus, 306 nucleotides. The record is from the annotation of a GenBank genome assembly. NCBI's taxonomy places the organism in Eukaryota, Metazoa, Chordata, Amphibia, Anura, Ranidae.
GCACUGACUGGCGGCACUGACUGGCACAACCCCUGGGCACUGACUGGUGCACUGACUGGCAGCACUGCUGGGCUGCACUGGUGGGUGGCACUGGUGGGCAGCACUGGUGGGUGGGCACAGGUGGGUGGCACAGGUGGGUGGCACUGGUGGGCACAGGUGGGUGGGCACAGGUGGGUGGCACUGCUGGGCACAUGUAGGUGGCACUUCUGGGCACAGGUAGGUGGCACUGCAGAGUGGCACAGGUGGGCGGAGAUAGUGGGCGCACUGCUGGGCACAGGUGGGCGGAACUUGCGGGUGGCACUGCUG